This is a messenger RNA of Cyanistes caeruleus (blue tit), 3334 nucleotides long. Lineage: Eukaryota; Metazoa; Chordata; Aves; Passeriformes; Paridae. The record is from RefSeq and is a predicted model, not a curated record.
AAUGUGUUGUUUUUUGCCUGCAGAAAGAAGCUUGAGGACAGCACACGUUGCUCGCUCUGCAGCAGGCACUGGAACACUCACCAGGAGGAAUUCCAAGUCAGGAGAGUGGCAACGGUGGUUGAGGUGAGCAGGUGUCCAUGAAUGAUCCCAAGAAAUGAUGGCUGACCAGCCGCCCCCUCUGGAAGCCACACCUCUGCUGAAUGAAGUGCCACUUCUACCUCACAUGGUCAACGGGGACAGCAUCCAGCAGGUGAUUCUUGUCCAGGUAAACCCAGGUGAAACAUUUACAAUUACAACUGAAGAUGGACACAUUCAGUGCAUUCAAGGUCCAGCACACGUCCCUAUGAUGUCACCAAACGGUUCCAUGCCGCCGAUUUUUGUGCCUCCCGGUUACGUAUCUCAGGUGGUGGAAGAGAACGGGGUUCGGCGAGUGGUGGUGGUGCCCCACUCGGGGGAAUUCCAUCCUUCCAUGCAUCCCCCUCCUCCUCCCCCUCCUCCCCAUGUACCCCAUUACAUGCACCACCCUCAUGCCCUGCUGCCACCCCCCCCUCACCCCGUGUUCCCCGCCGUGCCCGGCACAGGAGAGCUCCCACCUCAGUUCAUGCACCAGCCCCCGCCACCACACGUGUUCCAGGAGCAAGAACCUCGUUCCCAUGGAAGGACAAACUUCAUCCAGAGGGAUGAGAGGAGUCUCAAAAUGCAGGAACACCUCAAGAAGAGGCUAAAGGACAGACAAGCCAGUGGUCACACCAACAAUAAACUGAACAGCCCUCCCUCAUCACCACAUAAAGUCCUUAAUUCUUCCAAUGCCACAAUUCCCAAUGGGAAUGGCAAGGGCCAGCAAGGGGCAGUUGGAGCACUAAAGCAGAAGCAGAUAGGAAAAACAAAGGGCACUCCAGAGGCUGAGAUGGGAGAAUCUGACACAGAAUCCAGGAAAUGUGAUACUCACUUGAGCAUUGGCAAGCCAGUCGUUUCUGAUAUACAAGCAAGAUCAGCCGUUCUGUCCUGGAAUCUCCCAGUUAGUUCACAGAAUGGAGAGAGCCAUAGUCAUAGUCCAGCAGCAUUUACAUUUGAAGUAGCAAUAUCCAACAGUGGUAAAAAUGGAAAAUUUAAAUCUGUCUAUGUUGGGGAAGAAUUAACAAUUACACUUCCUGAUCUCAGACCAGCCACUGAUUAUCAUGCCAGAGUUUCAGCUACCAGCAGUUCCAUCAAAGAAACCAUUUCAGAACUGGUGAGCUUCACUACAGAGAGUUGUGAGCCAGACUGUCCAGCUGCCCCAAAACUGAUUAACAGAACCAAAAACAGCCUGAGCUUGCAGUGGAAGUCCUCAAAUGACAAUGGUUCCAAAAUAACUAAUUUUCUUUUAGAAUGGGAUGAGGGGAAGAAUGGCCCCUUCAAGGAAUGUUACUACGGACACCUGAAGCAGUACAAGCUCACCAAGCUCGCUCCCUCCACAAGAUACUCCCUCAGACUGGCUGCUAAAAAUGACAUUGGAAUGAGUGGGUUCAGUGAGACGGUGACGUUCGGCACAGCCGGGGUGGUGCCGCCAGCCCCGGCACCGCCCGCGCUGCUGGAAGCAGGAGUGACCUGGAUGGCCCUGGGAUGGAGCCCUCCUGCAGGAGGGGCCUUGGAUGACUCCCUCACCUACAGCCUGGACAUGGAAGAAGAAGGUUCUGGCUAUGGAUUCCAGCCCCAGUACAAUGGAGAUGAGCUCUCAUGCACUUUAAGAAACCUGAGGAGGAGUACAUCCUAUAAGUUCAGGCUCUUUGCCUACAACAGUGAAGGAAAAAGCAGUCCCAGUGAGGUGGUGGAGCACAGCACCAAGCCUGACAGACCUGGAGCUCCGAGUAAACCUGUUGUAAAGGGCAAGAUCCAUCCCCACAGUGUGAGAGUCACGUGGGAACCCCCCAAGGAUAAUGGAGGAUCAGACAUUUAUAAAUACUUCUUGGAAAUCUCUGAGGCAUCAGUUGGAGCGAGGUGGGAGCCCAUUUACAGCGGAGCCCAGCGGGAACACGUCUGUGACCACCUCAGGCCUGGCACCUCCUACAGACUCCGGGUGUCCUGUGCCAGUAAAGGUGGGGAGAGCCAGGCCUCUGAUGUCACGACUGUCACGACGGCGGCCGUUCCCCCUGGGCCCUGUCCUGCCCCAGCCCUGGUGGGCAAAGCCAAGCCCAAGGAAAUCACUUUGCAGUGGGGCCCCCCAGCUGUGGAUGGAGGCUCUGAGAUCACAGAGUAUCUCCUGGAGAUGGCCAGCUCGGAGCAGGAGGAGCGCAGGGUGGUUUAUCAGGGCCCAGCAGCUGAGUUUGGAGUGACCAACCUGCUCCCAGGGAGAACCUACAGCUUCUGGCUCCGGGCAGGGAACAAAGUCGGGUUUGGCCCCCACUCUGAGAAGGCAGAGCUUUGCACUGCUCCAGGACCCCCUGAGCAGUGCUGCAAACCCCUGAUAACCUGCAGAAGUGCAACUUGUGCUGUGGUUUCGUGGGAGAGCCCGGCGUGCAACGGAGCAGAAAUCACCGAGUACAGGCUGGACUGGGGCCAGGUGGAGGGGUCCAUGCACAUCAUCUACACUGGCCCCUGCCAGAGCUAUGAGGUCAAGGGGCUCAUACCUGCAACCACCUAUUACUGCAGAGUCCAGGCUGUGAACGUGGCUGGGGCGGGGCUGUUUGGGGACACGGGCAUGGUGACCACGCCUCCAUCAGUGCCCGCAGCCGUGGCCGUGCUCCACUUACUUGAAGAGGAUCAGAUGGAAAUUUCCCCUCCUUUCUCCACGUGCCUUGCAAUCCAGUGGGAAGAGCCCUGCUGCCACGGGGCAGAGAUCACAGGGUACAACAUCGAGUAUGGGGAGAAGCAGCUGGUCACUGUGGGGAGAAACACGACCCAUGUCCUUGAGAAUCUGCUGCCUGACACCCUGUACAGGAUCAGGAUACAGGCCAUCAACAGCUUUGGAGUUGGUCCUUUCAGUCAUUCCAUGAAAGCCAAAACCAAACCACUACCUCCUGACCCUCCCCACCUGGAAUGUGUGGUCUUCAGCUACCAGAGCCUUAAACUGAAAUGGGGAGAAGGGCCCAGCAGAGCUUUAAUUCCCAACCCUACUCAGUUCAACCUGCAGAUGGAGGACAGGUUUGGCAGGUUUGUGACAGUCUAUAAUGGUCCCUGUCACACCUACAAGGUGCAGAGGCUCAGCGAGUCCACCACGUACCAUUUCCGCAUCCAGGCGUACAACGAUGCUGGGGAAGGAGCCUUCUCGGAGGUUGUGGGGCUUUGUCUGGGUGUGAAAAAGGCUCUUUUUGUUGUCAUCACCUCCUGCACUGCAGCUCUUCCAUCCCUGAACUGA